Molecule: messenger RNA, 216 nt
Organism: Striga hermonthica
Lineage: Eukaryota; Viridiplantae; Streptophyta; Magnoliopsida; Lamiales; Orobanchaceae
Source: the annotation of a GenBank genome assembly
AGGCCGAUGCCUAUGUAAUUGAUAUGCGAGACUUUGACGUAAUCUUGGGCAUGGACUGGCUCAUCCGUUACCGAGCCGAUAUCCGGUGCCAGGAGCGCGAAGUCACCCUCUAUCCGGUUUCUGAUCAGCCUGUUGUGUUCUUUGGGGUGAGUUUGAGGACUAUGCCUCGGGUCAUCUCUUCUAUGCAAGCUAGGAAGAGCCUUUCCAAGGGUAGCU